Molecule: messenger RNA, 949 nt
Organism: Stylophora pistillata
Lineage: Eukaryota; Metazoa; Cnidaria; Anthozoa; Scleractinia; Pocilloporidae
Product: epidermal growth factor-like protein 7
Molecular function (GO): calcium ion binding; protein binding
Source: RefSeq, a predicted model, not a curated record
UCACCAAGAUGACGCCCAACAAGAAGAAAAAGACAGGUCUAGAAGUGUUUCUUAUACUUGAGCUCUGCGUUUUCGUGGUGUGCGGAACACUUUAUAGCAACGGGCUAUCAAAAGAUGGGCGCCUUUAUGCUCUUUGGCUGCUGGUUCACCAAGAUGGCACACAGCAAGGUGAAAAAGACAGGUCUGGAAGUGUUUCUUAUGCUUGCGCUCUGCCUUUUCUUGGUGCGCGGAACACUUUAUGGCAAUGGGCUUUCAAAAUAUGGUACGAAUGUUUGCCAAGAGUGGAAAUGGAGGACCGUUGCAACAUCCACCCUGGUGUCGACUGUCAGUUAUCAAACCUACAUUUCACGCAGUAAACUUUGUGGUUGGAGGCGUUGCAGAAAGUCUAGAACUGUAACCAGCUACAAAUUGAAAACGAUCUACCGUCGGACAAUUGACACAUACUUCAGAUGCUGCAAUGGAUGGAGAAGAAGAGGAAAUGAAUGCCCAAUAGCAAUCUGCCGUUAUGGCUGCAAAAAUGGAGGAAGUUGUUAUUCUCCGAAUAGAUGCAGGUGUACUCCUUUUUGGACAGGACCUAAUUGCGGUAUAGAUGUAAACGAAUGCUCUUCAAACAACGGAGAUUUUCAGCAGCAAUGCAUCAACAGGAGAGGGACAUCAAGACUUUGCUCCUGUAACAGCUGGUACAAGACAAGCCCAUACGAUAGUAAGAAGUGCGUUGAUGUAGACGAGUGCCAACGGUUGAUUGAAUGCACCUGUGCUUCUGGGUCAAAUUCAUGUGGAAAAUCAUGCAGGAACACUGUUGGAAGUUAUUAUUGCACGUGGGGAAAGAGUUAUAGACUGUAGAGUAGUACAAUGUGCACAGGUUUAUCUCAGAGAGAAGAAAUGGACCCGAGCUCAGAUGUGGCUCGGGCCGAAGAAGAUGCACACCGUUGGUAAUUUUCUAUGGGUU